This is a messenger RNA of Fusarium oxysporum Fo47, 1157 nucleotides long. Its product is annotated as Metallo-dependent phosphatase-like protein. The record is from RefSeq and is a predicted model, not a curated record. NCBI's taxonomy places the organism in Eukaryota, Fungi, Ascomycota, Sordariomycetes, Hypocreales, Nectriaceae. Bases 149 to 1120 code for a protein of 323 amino acids. Gene Ontology annotation, molecular function: hydrolase activity. The transcript has 3 exons.
CACAGCUACAGCUCAUCAAUAGCUAUAGCUCUCCACUCACUCAAUCAAUCACUCAUUCGGUUACUGAGGCAUCUCAAUUCUUACCUCUCGUCCAAUUGAACUCUCAUUCUCAACUCUCCCAGCUCAAACUACCUCAUACACGCCCAUCAUGGGCCUCCUCUCCUGCAUAGGCCUUCGUCGCCGGAACCAAUGGGAGCCCAUGACCCUCCUCGACAAUCUCAUCUCAUCACCUUUAACAUAUCUCGCUUUUCUCUUCUACCACGCUGUACUCCUCCUCCGCGGUCGACCUUUCCACCCGCCGCGUGACAAGCCCGCCAUUCGCGUCGUCUGCAUCUCCGACACACACGAUCUCAAAGUCGACAUUCCCAAUGGUGACAUUCUCAUUCAUGCAGGAGAUCUUACAGAUUCCGGCACCGUAGCAGACAUCCAGAAACAGCUCGAUUGGCUUCGUGAACAGCCUCAUCCUGUCAAGGUUGUCGUUGCAGGUAACCAUGACAGUUGGUUUGACACCAAAAGUCGACAUGAAGAGGAUGCGCGCUCAGGUGCUAAGCCCAACAUGGAGGGUCUUCAUUAUCUUGAGAGCGGUUUGACUGUGCAAAAGAUAAAGGGUCGAACCGUCAAUAUCUUUGGUGUUCCUGAUAUUCCAAGCAUUGGUCCCAAGGAGUUUGCCUUCCAGUAUACUCAAGAUAAACACCCUUGGUUGAGCAAGGUACCUCCGCAAACCGAUAUUCUUAUCACCCAUUGCCCUCCGAAACAUCAUCUUGAUCUCGGUCUCGGGGACAGCAAUCUCCUCCGUGAAGUUUGGCGCGUAAAGCCCCGUCUCCACGUCUUCGGCCACGUCCACUUUGGCUACGGUAGAGAAUCAGCCUUCUUCGAUACCUUCCAGGAGACUUACGAACGUAUCAUGUCACGACCUCGUCGCGGUCUGAUCCGAGACUUCAUCCCUAAUGAGGCUUGGCUUGAUUAUCUGCGUCUUGUAGCCCAAGGCCUUCAUAGCGUGGCAUGGAAGUGGCUCAUGUCUGGUCCUGGAAGUAAUAAUGGUAGUCUCAUGGUAAAUGCUGCGCAGAUGAAAGGCAACUCGGGCAAGGUCAAGAGUAGGGCGGUUGUUGUUGAAAUUUGAAAGACCAAGCAAGCAAGCAAGUUUAAAUAUAUAUAAG